AUGAAGCCAGCGGCGAGCUCUGACCCGAGCGCCCUCACCCCAAGAGACGUGAAGGGCCUCUGCAGCCAGAUAUGGGGGAAUCCCGAUGCGAACGCGACGAGCAUCGACGAUGUGAAGGUCCAGCCGUCAGCCCUGGAGCGAAUCUGCAAUGACAAGAGAUCCCUAUCGAACACGAGAGGUUUUCAUGUCAUCUUUGAGCCGGAUAACUCCUGGAUCAACACAGCAAAUGCAUUUUUCUUGCGCAAUCACUGGCAUCAAAACUUCACGUUACUGAAUCCUUGCUCGAAUACCAUGCCCGAUGACUACUUUCUCCUGUUGUCUGGAAACACGGAACCUGCUUCUAGCACGGAUCCAUUUCCAACUUCACAUCCUUUCAAUGUCUCCUCGGGCAUGAAUGCAUCCUCGUUCUCGGAGGAGCCAGGAUCCUCAGCCGGAGAAACGGGUGGCAGCACUCCGACUACUCCAUUCUCAUCGAACGGCUCCGACCCCGAGAUGAAUGCCACGCUGACACGGAAGAAAAGGUCCGACCGAGAAAGACGCAAGGCCAUCUUCGAGCUGCAACAGGACGUUCAACGCCAACUCGUCGACGAGUACAUGCGCGCCGUGCUUGACAAGGUGGGCGAAGAGGUGAGGGAAGCGCUGGAGAGCGUCCAUCCGCGAAUCAAACGGUCCGAUGAUUUGAAAAACAAAGAUCCGCUCGGCUGCAACGACGAUGGGGCCAAUUGCUCCGAGGCUGGGGGUGUCCCGGCUCGGUGCCUGGAGAACGGGACGGCCGUCAUCGAUCCCAAUGUCUUUGCCGGUCGACUCAUUUUCCCGGUGUGUGCGGAGGAGCGGAAGGUGCCCUGUUUGAACAGCGCAGUGUGGCAUGGCCCGAACCACACAUUUCACUGCAUAGGCAUCUGGCAGGUUAAAAAUCCACCCGGUCACCCGGGGGGGUUUAAGGUGGGGAACAUCCACAUGGUCCCAAAUCCACCUCCUGAUCUACCUGUAUCCACCUGGUCGUUCAGCCAGACGGAUACAGGUGGACGCUUAAAAAACAAAGAGAACGGGAACACUGCAGCGGGCUGGGCAGAAGAAUUCUUCGUGUCCCGCUUCAGCGGGCAUGGGAUCCCGCACAUCUUCGAGUCUUAUUCCUUAUUGGGACGCCUCUUUUGGCUCCUCAUCACGAUCUUCUUCGUGGUGCUCUGCCUUUGGCAGUGCAUCCUGGUCAUCCAGGACUUUCUCACCUACCCGAAGGUCGUCAGCAUUCAGGAAGCGGAUUCAUUUCCUCCAGAAAUGUGUGCCGUUUCCAGCAUCUUUUCACGCAUGGAUGCCAUCUUCGAUCAGAAUGGAGACCGAAUGAAACAUUCAAAGUCCUCGAGCACCACUCUCUGCCUAACCGAUUACCAGAACAUGAAGCCAGCGGCGAGCUCUGACCCGAACGCCCUCACCCCAAUAGACGUGAAAGACAUCUGCAGCCAGAUCUGGUGGAAUCCGGAUGCGAACGCGACGAGCAUCGACGAUGUGAAGGUCCAGCCUUCCGCUAUGGAGCGAAUCUGCGAUUCCAUGAGAGGUCCAUCGAGCGAGAGUGAUGUCCCUAUUAUGAUCGUGAUGGAUAACUCUUGGGUCAGCGUGGUCAAUUCCUUUUACCAUGAUGACCAGGGGCAUUCACCUCAAGAGUUCACGUUACUGAACCCUUGCUCGAAUGGCAUGCCCGAUGACUACUUCAUCCUGUUAUCCGGAAACAAGGAACCUGCUUCUAGCACGGAUCCAUUUCCAACUUCCCAUCCUUUCAAUGUCUCCUCGGCCAUGUAUGGAUCCUCUUUUUUCGGCGAGCAAGGAUCCUCAGCCGGAGAAACGGGUGGAAGCACUCCGACUACUCCAUUCUCAUCGAACGGCUCCGACCUCGAAAUGAAUGCCACGCUGACACGAAAGAAAAGGUCCGACCGAGAAAGACGCAAGGCCAUCUUCGAGCUGCAACAGGACGUUCAGCGCCAACUCGUCGAUGAGUACAUGCGCGCCGUGCUUGACAAGGUGGCCGAAGAGGUGAGGGAAGCGCUGGAGAGCGUCCAUCCGCGAAUCAAACGGUCCGAUGGUUUGGAGAACGAAGAUCCGCUGGGCUGCAACGAGACCGGGGCCAAUUGCUCCGAGGCUGGGGGUGCCCCGGCUCGGUGCCUGGAGAACGGGACGGCCGUCAUCGAUCCCAAAGUCUUUGCCGCGGUGUGCGCGGAGGAACGGAAGUUGCCCUGUUUGAACAGCGCCGUGUGGCAUGGCCCAAACCUCACAUUUCGCUGCAUCGGCAUCUGGCAGGUGUGCGACAAGAAGGCGGAUUGCAAGGACGAGUCCGACGAGACCUUCGUCUGCGACCGGUUCGUCGAACUCUGCGAGGCGACGAAGAGCUUCAUGUGCAAUGAGUCAAAUUCGUGCAUCCCUGGGGACAUGCGCUGCAACGGUGUCCCGGACUGCAAGGACGGAUUCGACGAACAAAAUUGCACCGAGUAUUGUCGAAGCAUCGGGGCAUUCGGCUGCGAGACCAAGGGUGGCUGCGUGAGCCUAGACAAGAGGUGCAACAGUGUCUUCGACUGUCCCGACAUGUCCGACGAGAUGCACUGUAAAGAUGUCACUGGCGACUUUGGUGAGAUGAUUACCAAGUCGAGGACAAAGGACAUGAGCGACCUGAUGCAAGUCUACUCGCCGGACCCCGAUGAAGUCGAUAAGUACGGGAUCGGUGCCAGGGAAUCCAUCGUCAGCUGCAGUUUCGACAAUCGAGACUGCUCCUACAAGCAAAGCGACGACUACGGGAAGUGUUUCACCUUCAACAGUCCGUUCCUGGAGAAGUACGUGAUGGACUCGAACGGGAGCUACGUCAAGCAGAACGUGACUCCGCUUUACACGUCCACAUUCGGCUAUCAGCACGGACUUCGGGUCAUCCUGCAACUCGACGUUCAGGACAGCUUUUCGGUCCUGGCGAGAUACAAAGGCGCCCGCGUCGUGAUUCAUCCCAGGUCCCAGCUCCCGUUCCCUGAAGGUCAGGGCUUCAACCUCCCUCCAGGAAUGGUCACCACUGCUUCCCUCACUCGGGAGGACAUAGGGCGAGUCGGAAGUCCCUAUGGAGACUGCAAGGAAUGGAAUUGGAUUCACCUUGGCAACUAUUCGCAAUCAGCAUGCACGAAGGUUUGCUCCGAGGGUUGGUACCGUAAGCAAUGCGGCUGCAAGAAGAGCGUGAAUCCCCUCUUCGACAGCCUCACCGACAUGGCCCCAUGCAAUCCUCUCAAUUUCUCCCAGCUCACCUGCCUCAUGGAAGUUGAAGCAAAGUUCAUCGCUCAGGAACUAAAGUGCUUGUGCCCACCAGCUUGCAUGGAGGUGAAAUACAGGCCAACUCUGUCUCAGGUGUUGCCUAACGAAAAUUUCCUCUACGCUCUCUCCUUCUUCAAAAAAUUCCAGUUCGGCAGCGACGUCUGCAGCAGUCCGGACGAAGACAGGAACACGGCUUACUUGCACGUCUACUUCGAAGACAACAGCUACACGCUGAUCCAGGAAAGUCCUGCCUGCACGUGGGUGACCCUCGUGUCGAACUUGGGUGGGUCAAUCGGCCUGUUUGCUGGGCUCAGUUUGAUCACCGUGGUGGAACUCUUCGUCUUCUUUGUCGAGUUCUUCUCCUUCUGGUACCUGAAGCGUCGGCAACGCGUUCUGGAUGGCAAGAACUUCGACGCCGUCACUGGUGUAGCAGCGAUGAACGACCCAGCGGCAGCUGCGACGAGUCACACGUCGCCUGAUUCAGUCAAGAUACCGUUGAAGGAAACGCAAGAAACCGAGAUGCAGACCCUGGUCCACAUGUCCCCGUUUUUCGUGAACCCCGCUCUAGAGAAGAAGCUGAAGGUUGCACCUCCACGUACCACAUAUUAG
Darwinula stevensoni is the source of this 3885-nucleotide messenger RNA. Lineage: Eukaryota; Metazoa; Arthropoda; Ostracoda; Podocopida; Darwinulidae. The record is from the annotation of a GenBank genome assembly.